UUAGGUUUUAAAAAUGACUUUUAUAUAUAUUUUAUUUUUUUAUACGCUGGUGAACAUUGUGUAUACAAAUAAUGAAUAUGGAAGGCAAUCGAGGAUAGUUGCUCAAAAUGGACAUCUGAUAUUUUAUGCGGCAGAGCAUAAAAACAUCAGCUUUCAAACUGUAGGACGAGGUGGAAUUCACGUAAAUAGCGCAGACAUAUUAAAAUCAUCCAAAAUCACUAACAAAGUCUUAGAAUCCAUCAAAAAAUAUCAAAUAAGCGCACAAAGAUCACUUGCAAAAAUUUCUACAUUCGAACAACUCCUUGAUGAUGGCAUCUUGACAAAAAUAAAAACACUACAAGGGGGUGCAAACCUGACAUCCGCAUCUAAUCAGUUUCCGCAGGAUGCAGUUAAUUCCGCUUCACAGGCUUUAUUUACAGCUACAGUAACUAAUUUUAAAUUGUAGUUCGUAGUGCGAAGAAUUAGGACAUUAACCAGAAAAGUAAACAACUUGCAAAAGACGAUACGACUUUUUACUCUUCUACUGACAACGGAUGAAUGUUCUAGUAAUCCUUGUAAAAAUGGGGCAGCUUGCCAAGAUUUAUAUAACGAUUACUUUUGCCAAUGUCCUGAUGAAUGGGAGGGGCCGCUUUGUAAUAAAGAUGUUGAUGAGUGUGCUAGAUUUGCUGGUACCGAUUUAGGUUGCCAGAAUGUAGCCACUUGCAUAAAUCGUCCAGGAACUUACGAGUGUAUUUGCGCCCACGGAUGGUUCGGUAUUCAUUGUACCAGAAGGUCAAAUGACUGUAAAUCAGGAUCUAACGCAGAGCUCUGUGGACAUGGAACAUGCGUAACUCAGUACAACGAUGUUGGUUAUAAGUGCAUUUGCGACCAAGGUUGGACAAACGAUGGUAAGACACCCGCUUACAACACGGACGUCAAUGAGUGUGCAAUGAAAAAAGCUCCAUGUUCAGUCGACCCACCAGUACCCUGUGUAAAUCUACCUGGAACAUUCCGCUGUGGAAACUGUCCUCAAGGUUAUAGCGGAAAUGGGUACUACUGUAUCGACGUCGACGAAUGUGCAACUUCAAAUGGUGGAUGUAGUACAAAUCCGGUGGUACAGUGCAUCAAUACUCUUGGUUCCAGAAUUUGUGGGAAUUGUCCUGCGGGAUAUACGGGCAAUGGUGUCAUCUGCUCCUAUCAAGGAGUAUGCAGUGUAAACAAUGGUGGCUGUCAUAGUUUAGCUACUUGUCGAAAUAACCCAAGAAUUAGUUCAACCUUCGUCGUGUGUGUUUGUCCAGCUGGUUACGUUGGAAAUGGUAUUGGUCUCAACGGAUGCGUGCGCUCGCUACUACCCGGCCAAGGCCCCUGCUAUCCAAAUCCUUGCAGACAUGGAAGGUGUAGACUUAAUGGGACUAGUGAUUACGUAUGUGAAUGUUACAGCAGGUAUACGGGAAGAAAUUGUGAUUCAUUUAGAGAUUUAUGUGCCACUAAUCCUUGUCAAAAUGGUGGUACUUGUAGAUCGAUUGUUGGUAUUACAUACAGAUGUAUUUGUCCGUCAUCUUACACUGGAUCUAGAUGUGAAACGGAGAGGCAAGCUUGUGGUGGUCAGCUAGCUUCGGAAAACGGUACGUUGGCUUUCCCUUCAGUUCAAUUCGAGACAUAUGGGCAUGCGUUAAGUUGCGCGUGGACUAUUGAAACUAACAUAAUUAAGGUACUGAACAUUACUUUUUCAAGCUUCAGUGUGGAAGCAUCUCCUGCGUGUAGAUACGACUGGCUACGAAUUCACGAUGGAAAAAACACAUUGUCACGCUCUAUAGGUCGUUUUUGUGGACACAGUUUACCAAACGGUGGUACAAUUAUUAUCAGUACACAUAAUGUAGUUCAUCUAUGGUUCAGGUCAGAUCAUUCUGUGGCGUCUCGAGGUUUCCACUUGACUUGGACUUCUUUACUACCAUAUUGCGGUGCAGAGUUAAAACAAAUCACAUCUCAGGGUAACAUUCACUCACCCGGUUCCCCUGGAAAUUAUCCCAACAAUAGAGAUUGUUACUGGCCUUUAAAAGCUCCAGCCGGGAAACGUCUACUGUUCCACUUUUUCUCAUUAAUGAUUGGUAACAGUUCCACCUGUGACAACGACUAUCUAGAAUUUAUUUCAGGAACCGAAUAUAGCGAUCCAGUUUUUGCAAAAUUCUGCAACACUACACACCCGACUCCGUUGUUUUCGCCAGGAGCUGAAGUGCUGGUGCAUUUUCAUACGGAUGCAAGUCGUACUUACCCAGGAUUUCAAAUAACAUAUUCGGUGGUAGAAGGAAUGCCAGGUUGUGGUGGCGUUUAUACCAGAUACCAAGACGAAAUUCGUUCGCCAUCUUUGAACGCAAAUUAUCCGAACGAUAUUCAGUGUGAAUACACAAUUCAACUGUCGGAAAAGUCACGUAUAAAGCUUACGUUUAUGUCGUUGGAGUUCGAAAACACGAAAGGAUGUCAGUUUGAUUAUGUUGCUAUUUAUGCUGGUGGUACUGUUGAUGCUCCUCUGAUCGGGAAAUAUUGUGAAACAGACGUACCUGCACCUUACACUACAGAUAAUAAUGUUUUGCUAAUUGUUUUUAAAACUAACUGGGCCGCAACUAGUUCUGGAUUUGUAAUCAAAUACGAAACAGUAUGUGGUGGUAAGUUUACUGCACCUUCUGGAGUUAUCUCGUCUCCCGGCUAUCCAAACGAUCAUGACCAUUUCUUACAAUGCAUAUAUGAAAUAAUACAACCUCUUGGACAGAUCAUUAAGCUAAAAAUUCAAGACUUAGAUUUCAAAAGCAAUUCGUAUCCAAAGUGCACGUACAACUAUCUAGAGGUUAGAGACGGACAUGACGCGAAUUCAUCUCUGGUGGGAACAUAUUGCGAAGAGGUUCCACCACUUAUUGUUUCAAGUUAUAAUUACUUAUGGUUAAAAUUCGAAUCAGAUUCUAACAAUAAUGGUCGAGGAUUUAAAGCUAAUUAUACAACUUCCAAUUUGGGAUGCGGAGGAAUUCUAAAGGAAAAAACUGGCACCUUCUCCACACCAAGUUACCCAGAUCUCUAUCCAGGAGAUCAAACCUGCAAAUGGAUUAUCGCAGCUCCCCCGGAAAAUAUAAUUCAGUUAAUUUGGAUGAAUUUUCAACUUGAGACAAGUUACGGAUGUGUGGGCGACUACGUAGAAAUCUUCGACAACAAUAUAGAAACCGGACAAGGCUCUUCCAUUGGAAAGUUCUGCGGUCAAACGAUUCCAGCGACAAUGCUUAGCACCUCCAACUUGGUCACGGUCAACUUUCAUUCAGACCCAACACAACAUCUGAGUGGUUUCCUAGCAACAUACAGUACUAUUUUGGAAGCUAAUGUAUGUGGGGGAAAUUACUUUACGGAUGCUGGAACAUUGAAAUCCCCUGGGUAUCCACAAAACUACCCUUUGAAUGUGGAAUGCACAUGGACCAUACAAGUUAAACCCGGCCAUCAAAUUCUAUUGAACGUAAUCGAUUUUAGCAUAGAAAGCUAUUCUCUUUGUCGAUACGACUGGCUAGAGAUAAGAAAUGGUGGCAGUGUUGCUUCUCCUCUGUUAGGAAAAUUCUGUGGAACAAAUAUUACAAAGUCAAUUCCAUCUCAUGCUAAUAAAAUUUACGUCAGCUUUCACUCAGACAUGACGAGAUCAGAACGUGGAUUUAAAAUCAAAUGGGAAGCUACAGCAACGGGCUGCGGUGGGUCACUGAGCAGUCCAAGGGGUUCCAUAAUUUCUCCAAACUACCCGGAACCAUAUUCAGUCGCUACAGACUGUACAUGGAGAAUUGCUGUUAGUGCUGGUUCUUUAAUUCAGGUCGUCUUUUCCGAGUUAGAUUUAGAAGAACAUUCGAAAUGUCAGCUGGAUUACGUUGAGAUUCUCGACGGUCCAUCUUUAAAUUCUAAAUCGUUGGGACGAUUUUGUACGUCGCAUCCAUCGUUUAUUCGAUCUACUGGCAACAGUCUUACGGUGAGAUUCAGAUCGGAUUUAAGUCAAAACGGUAGAGGGUUCCAACUUCAGUAUACAACAAUGUGUAAUAAUACACUGAAAGGCUUCCGAGGCGUUAUAGAAAGUCCAAACUUCCCAAAUAGCUAUCCAGGUUCUAUCAACUGUAACUGGGAAAUCGAAGUUGCUGAAAGAAAUAAUAUCAACAUAUCUUUCUCUCAUUUUAAUUUAGGAAGAAUUGACUCAAAUUACGCCGGCCCCGCCGAGUCUGCCAAUAAAUGCAUUUAUGAUUAUGUAGAAAUACUCUAUAUUGAACCUGUUCAAGAAGGGGAAGGUCCCUUCCAAAAGUAUGGAGUGUACUGCGGCAAUAACAACCCUCCACUAAUUACUUUGAAAUCCAGUCGCGCUAAAAUUCAUUUCGUUUCUGAUAAUUUAAUAGGAGGCAGUGGUUUUCGAUUAGAAUGGCAAAUUGAAGGUUGUGGUGACAUUCUAACUCAACCCAAUGGGACAAUCACCUCUCCAAAUUAUCCCAACGCUUACCCACCUUCAGUUGAAUGUAACUGGAACAUUCAAGUUGAUUUUGGGCAACACAUAGAGAUCACGUUUGAUAAGAUAGAACUUGAAAAAACUUACAUAUGUCAUUUGGAUUACAUUAAUCUAUAUAACGGUGAAGACGAUACUUAUCCCAUAAUCGCUAGCAUUUGUCACCAAGAUAAACCGAUAACUUUAAGAAGCUCGGGCAAUAUGAUGUAUGUUAAGUUUAAAGCUGAUCCGUCAGUUCAAGGAGUAGGAUUCAUUGCUAACUAUACUACAAAAUCUACAAGAUGUGGAGGAAAAUAUGUUGCCGACAAAGCAACUAUUAUGUCUCCAAAUUAUCCUCAAAAUUACGAAGUUAACGAUACAUGCAGCUACCAGAUUGAAAUCGGAGAAGGACACAUGAUUUCGCUGAAGUUCGAAGAUUUCGAUCUAUUUACACCAGAUGGUGUCAACUGUGAAUCAAACAAUAACAGUUACGUGGAGGUCUACGAUGGUCCCACAAUAGAGUACCCUGUGCUAGCCAAAGUUUGUGGUAAAGAUGCUCCUAAUCGAACUAUUACUUCGACUACAAAUAAAAUGUAUAUGGAAAUGGUGACACAAACGGAUGUUGUAGCUAAAGGUUUCCUAGCAAAAUAUAAAAGGACAUGUGGUGCUCGAAUUGAAACUGAUGGUACUGGAUACAUACGACUAACCCCCCACGAUUUAGAUUACGAAGAAUUUAAUUGCUCGUGGACUAUCGUAUCUAAAGAUCCGAGCAAACACGUUUCUUUAACCAUUACUCAUUUAGACACAAUGAGAAAUUAUUGCGAUGAAGGUUUCAGUGCUCUAAAAAUCUACAACGGUGCUUCUUCCGAUGCCCCCUCAUUGGGCAGUUACUGUGGAACGAAGAGUCCACCCACUUUAACAACUGACGGUUCGGCAAUGCACAUAGAUAUAGAAUACAACUCAUUAUUGUUUGCAACUUACUCCAUUUUCGAUAAUCAUUGUGGAGGCACUCUAACAUCAGUUGAAGGUACUUUUGCGUCUCCCGGUUAUCCAAAAAAAUAUUCUAUAGAAACAGAAUGCGAAUGGACAAUUGAUAUUCCCGAAGGAAACCACCUAUCGGUGACUUUUACAUAUGAAUUAUUAGAGUCCGAACACUGUAAUACCGACUACUUGGAAGUAAGACAAAGUAAUGGAACUGGUAAAGUUCUGGGAACAUAUUGUGGUGAUGAUCUACCGUUAAAUAUCACUAAUAUGGGUAGUUUAUGGUUUUUCCUAAAAACCAGCCUUAUGGACGGCGAUUUAUCAGCUAUCACCGCUAAAGGAUUCCAAGCAGAAUAUAUUCUAAACCGUGAAAAUGAUCUAACUGAUUCCGGAAGAGUAGUGUCACCAUUGUAUAACCAAGGCCAUCCACUCUAUGGUGAUUACUCUUGGAGGAUAACCGUAAACUACGGAAAACGCAUUCUACUAACUUUUAAAGAAAUACAUUUAGACAGCGGUGAGAGUAUGUAUUUCUCCGCGAUCACGAUUUACGAUGGCUCCAGCGAUACUGACGCUCUUAUAAAUGAGUAUUGUGGGACGUCGCUACCAAAAGAUUUUAAAUCCACUUCCAAUAUUUUGUUCAUCAAGUUUAGGGGUUACAGCACGACCCGGUCCAUAAUUAGAUUCAUUCUAGAAUGGUUGGCAAUCGAUGGAAGUACUCGAGAAAUCAAUAAGACCCCUACUGGCUGUGGCACGAGCGAACCCGUAAAUAUAAAUGCUUUGAAAAAUUAUACCAAAAUUACAUCUUCUGGAUAUCCUAACGGGUACGGAAAAGAUCUAAAUUGUGAAUGGAUAUUCACUACGAUUCCGAUGAAUCGAAUAGCUAUUUAUUUCACGGAUAUGGAUUUACCACCUCCUUACGGCUCUUCCUGUUACGGAGAUUACGUUGAAGUCUUGGAAAAGAAAAAUGAGGACUGGGAGAGUGUUAUAAAAACUUGUCACGAAAACGUGACCUUUAGUUAUUUCAUCUAUGCUUUAAACAUGAUGAAGGUAACUUUUAAAACGGACGACUAUCAAAAUCGUACUGGAUUUGCGGCCUUUAUAGGAGAAACAUGUGGUGGUAAUUUGACGGAACCUACGAGUUACAUCGUAUAUGACAACAAUAUAAGGGCGGGUUUUCUUCCAAGACACUCUAGCAUAUGUCAAUGGAAUAUCACGGUUGGUGCUGGAAAAACAAUAGAGCUAGAAUUCUUACAGUUCGAUAUAGUACACGACGAAAUAGGCUGUAAUAACUAUCUAAUAAUACGUAAUGGUAUCUUUCCGGAUUCUCCGAUUUUAGGAGAUGGUAACUGCGGUGAUCAAGUUCCCUCGAGACUUAAUACCACUGGCAAUAAUGCGUACAUUAAAUACGAAGGACCGCCUUCCGCAGCCAAUUUCAAAAUACGCUACCGAGAAGUUUCCUACGCAUGCGGUGGAGAAAUAACAUUAAACCAGUUCGAAAAUGUUACUGAAAUUAACUCACCUAAUUACCCUCAAAUACCUCCUCCGCAUGUUGAAUGUAUUUGGAGAAUCACUGCUCCUCCUGGCGAAAUCAUCCGAAUUGAUUUUCCAUACAGAUUUGACGUGGCCAAUGACAAAAAAUGUAAUAAAGAGUAUGUGGAAGUACGGGAUGGUGCAACGAUAUAUUCGAAGUUAAUCGGAAAAUUCUGCGGCGAAAGACCAAAUUCACGAUUCACAUCUGACAACAUGAUGUUUGUAAAAUUCUUCACUCAGUUAACCCAUCCGAGCAAUGGUUUUAAGGCGAAAUUAACUCUCGCCAACUGUGGCGGAACCAUCCACAGUAAAAUGGGUCAAAUUCGGUCACUCUUCUUCAACAAUCCUUCUAAGUAUCCCAUCCGUGCAACCUGCACUUGGCACUUAAUGGGACCACCUGGUCAUAGUAUGAACAUAAAGUUCAAUAAAAUCGAUUUAGAAGAAAGUUUCGAAUGUACAAUUGACCAUGUGUGGCUUUAUGAAGAAAAUCAUGUGGACAACACGAGUAUGUUUAAAAGCUGGUACCCUAUAAAGAUGUAUCAUAUGGGAAAAUUUUAGAAAACACUCUCUGUAAAUUCUGCGGGAAAAAAAAUUCCGAAUGAAGUAAACUCAGCUGGAAACGAAGUAUUCGUUAAUUUCGUAACCAACGAAGCAAAAAAAGAUUUAAGCGGUUUCUCGUUAAACUUUAAUUCCAGCCAGGAAGUUUGUGGUGGUACCAUUGAAGCCACAGAAGGUACAAUUCAAUCUCCAGGUUAUCCAGUAUCCCAUGAAGGCCCAAGAAGAUGUACUUGGUACAUCAAAGUACCACGUGGCCGACGCGUAACUGUAAACAUAGAGGACUUCGACUUAGACAAUAGAUUCAUAAGUCCGUCGGUAAAUGAAUUGGCAUUUUAUAAUGAAAACGAUUUCCAAGGUUUCCUUAAAAAAAUUUCUUCGAAUAACGAGAAAACGGUCGACUCUUCGGAAAAUCACAUGUUUAUUUACUACGGGUCUCCGGGGAAAACUGGACGUGGAUUUAAAUUAAAGUUCUCUUCCAAUGAACCGACGAGCUGCCAAGGUGAUUUAAAUGAUGAUAGUGGUACUAUCACUCAGCCAAAUAUUCCAUACCCUUAUUUUUGUACUUACAUUCGAAAUCAACAGUCCCAAGGAAAAACUGUUGCGAUGACUAUUACCACUACUACGAAUAAGACUAAUCCGAGUGGUAAAAUUACUUGCUUCCAAUAUCUAGCCGCAAUUAAAGUGGAGUCAGAAGACGCCAAAACACCUAUCCAAACAAUACAGUGGAUUCCUAGUACAACAGUAAUCCGAUCUCCCUAUUCAAACUUAAAACUAACAUUCAUGCAAACUAAUAGUGGAAGUGUUGUCAAUUAUACAAUGUCUUAUAACACGUAUCAAUGUGGUGGAGUCAUAAAUGGUGAAAUAGGGGCUAUCAGAAGUCCUGGUUACCCAAACAAGUACUCAUCAUCGAUUGAAUGUGCUUGGUUGUUAAAAUUACCAGAAGAACUUCUUUUAACAUUUGAGAACCUCGAUUUAGGAGAUAAUUGCGCAAAGAGCUACUUGGAUAUAUACAACGGGGAUUCGCCGAACAGUCCGAAGAUUGAUAGAUACUGCCAGAGUAACAAACCUGAGCGCAUAAGAUCGGAAUUUAAUAUUUUAUGGAUUGAAUAUAAAUAUGACCUAGAGUCAAACGGAAAAAGUUCUAGUUUAAAAUACGAACCAAGAAUACAAGGAUGCGGUGGUUUGUUCCGUAGCCAAAGUCGGAUAAUCCAAACUCCCUCUUUCCCUGAUGAUUACCCUAACAAUGCAGAGUGUCUAUGGGAACUUAGGAGUGAUGCAGGGUACCACAUUGGACUUACGUUUAUCACUAGAUUCCAAAUCGAACAAAGCGACAACUGCAAAAACGAUUUCGUUCAAAUAUGGGAUUGGAGAAAUGAUGAGUGGUUUUCAUUCAAAUAAGUCACCCCGUAGUAUUAGGAUAGGAUUAAUUACCAAAGGUAUCAAUGGCUACGAAGAAUCAAAAGAAUUAAGUAAAGUAUAUAAUUACUCCAGAGCACCAGCAAUAUUGCCAUACACCUCGGGACAAUGAAGACCUUCUAGAUCGAUCGAUAACACAGAACUAUGUUGAAAAAUUUCUCGGCGACACGAAAAAUUUCACCGCGUAAUCAGGUUGUUUGCCAAGGUGCACUUUCGAAAACUGGCCAUUUCGCAGUGUAUCAUGAUUGAACCCUUGGACGAGAAGUUCGACAACGUUUUAACAACUCACUUAGCAUGCAAUAAUUAAGAAAAUGUCCCGAUGCGAAUGACAAAUACUACUGGAAAGUAACUAACAUCCGAAAGAAGGAAAAAUCAGAGAAAAAUGUUGCAGAAUAGAAGUUUAUUAGAAGUGAAUUAGAAAACAAAAAGAAAAUUAAGUUGAAGAAAGUUAAUUGAUUAGUGUAAAAUGAGUAGUAAUAAAAUAGUAUAUAACAAAUUGAAAUAAAGUGAGUUAGUUUACAGUGAAUUGGAAUAAAGUGAAACACAAAGAAGUUAAUCAUAAUCAAGUGAAUUAGCAGAAAGUAGAUUUGAAUAAAGUGAAUUAGUGUAAAGUGAAAAUUAAAUUAAAAUUACAGCGAUUUGAAUAAAGUGAAUCACUAUGAAACAAAUAUCAUCAGAAGUGAACUAUUAACAACCCGAAAUUAUCAGCUGCUUGAAAAUUUAAAAUUGGAAUCGUGCAAAAAAAAAAAAGUCAACCGUCUACUUAAUACAGAAAAUGUUCCGCUGUAGAAAGAAAUAGUACUUAACAAGAAAUACAAGCCUUCUUGGACAACGAUUUCAUCGAAGAAAUCCAGACAUCACAGCUAGCAACAGCCAAAAAAAAGAAGGAGCAGAUCAAGCUGAAAUGAAGACCUAUUAGACGACAAGGAUGACGAAAAAGAAAAAGUAACUUCACAACCACACCCUUACCGUACAAAAAGCAAAGGCAGAUUCCAAAAAGACCCUUGGGUACUACGUAAACGAACAUAACCCAAUAUACAUAUACCAUUAGAGAUAGAUAAGCACCUAGACCAUAAGAAUUUAAGAAACAACAUUACAGAUAGGAUUAGUUACGGAUAACUAGAUGAACCAGAGGAGAAGUACUAAGAGUGCACAUUAAUUACAAAUAUCUCAAGAUAACACCGUCCUAACAUAGAUCGCUCUAAUCAGACCAGCCGCAUCCCUAAUCGUCUACGAUUGUCAGAACCCAUCAACAAACAUCAUGAUGAUAUCGCUAAAUGAUGUAUCCGAAUGUCCAGAACCAGAAUGUUGAUACCUUAUGACACUCCGACAAGUUUAGAUCAUACGGAAAAAACCAUUCGAGAAAAUACAUGGGUAAACAUGCCCCGUUGAAGUGACGCGUCCAUACCAACAAUAAAGCCAAAUUGAUAUUCACUCCCAAUCAGAACCUGGGAGCUGGAAACAUUUAUCCGGCUCAAGAAAUCAGAACGACACAAGACGCUAUGCUAUUCAAACAUGAACGAAAAGCCAUAAAUAACAUACUCAUGCAUAAAACGAUGGGUCAAGGAAUAGACAAUCAGGACGUUUCAAUGCUACACAUAUUUAGCGCUGAAUAAAUAGAAAAACUAGCAGAAACCACAAUAGAAAGGAUGUGGGACAGGUUCAAAUGGAUAGGUUCCCGAACAAGGGACAUUUUGGGAAUAUACUCUAUUAUUCGCUUUAUUAAAACACUAACCGAUAUAAUUAUAAACGCGAUAGCUAUUCAAAACUAACACGGAUGAGCAAUUAAAAUUUUGACUAGUUUUUGGCGACACUAACAAUGUGGUUACUCCAUCGUAAACACAAGAAAGAGGUAUUCCGAAUAUGCAAAAAGUCACAGAACGUAAUGAUACACCUAGCGAUAAUAACCCGCUCAAUCCGGGAUACUUCCCAACAGCUCCCAACUUAGCUUAUCCGUACUCCGAAAACUUUACUGUAAAACCGGAAGAACCAUAUUUUUCAAAAGUAUCGGAAAAACCUCUAGUAGAUACAAGACCUGACGCGAAUCCGGAGAAAAAAGAAAUUAACCAAAUCUCAUACUAUCACAUAUGUGCACUUUAAGCAAGCGGUAGACGAUCUAAAAGAACCCCGAAAUCAUACCUGGUUCUAACUGUUCACCUAAACUAAUAAAAAAAAAAUAAUAAUAAUAAAUAAAUAAAAUAAAACAAUAAUAAUGCAUGCCUAGUACUAAGAAUAUAAUCUCAUACGUUCCAUUUAAAUAUCCUUAGAUCAUAAGAGUAGAGUAAAAUUGUAAGAGAGCAAGAUAAAAAAAGUUUGACCGUAGGUAGUCCGACACAAGAAGGAGAUUCAGCGUAAAUCCUAGAAAUUAGACGAUAC
Molecule: messenger RNA, 11326 nt
Organism: Zophobas morio
Lineage: Eukaryota; Metazoa; Arthropoda; Insecta; Coleoptera; Tenebrionidae
Product: cubilin-like
Molecular function (GO): calcium ion binding
Source: RefSeq, a predicted model, not a curated record